CAGCCCCCCUCCCCCGCUCUCCCUCCCCCUGAUGCAGCUCUUUGCUCGCGCUCUCCCCUUGUCCCGUUCCUUGCCUCGUCCAGCCAUGUCCACCCUCCUGUCCAACAAGCUCAGCCUCUCCGACAUCAAGCCGGAGCAGGUGGCCGGAAAGCGCGUCCUCGUGCGCGUGGAUUUCAACGUCCCCCUGAAGCACGAGGCCGGUCGUGGGGCUACCAUCACCGAUGACAGCCGCAUUACCGCCACCCUGCCGACCCUGCAGGCUCUGCAGGCUCUCAAGCCGGCGGCCAUUGUCCUGAUCAGCCAUCUGGGCCGGCCGGAUGGCAGCGUCGUGCCCAAGUACUCCCUGGCCCCGGUGGCCACGCACCUGGCCGGCCUGCUCGGGUCUUCGGUUACCCUGCUGACCGAGAACAUUUCCACCGACUGCGAGGCCAUCCGCAACAAGCUGUCUGCCGCGUCCGAUGGUCAGGUUUUCAUGCUGGAGAACAUUCGCUUCUCCCCCUUCGAGGAGGGCAAGUCCGUCGUCGAUGGCAAGAAGCUUACUGCCUCCAAGGAGGACAUCAAGACCUUCUGCGAUGCCCUCAGCAGCUUUGGCGACAUCUACAUCAAUGAUGCCUUCGGCGCCGCCCACCGUGCCCAUAGCUCCGUUGUCGGUGUGUCCCUGCCGAUCCGGGCCGCGGGCCUGCUGAUGGAGCGCGAGCUGCGCUACUUUUCCAAGGUCCUUGAGGGGCCGCAGCGGCCGCUGGUUGCCAUCCUGGGCGGGUCCAAGGUGUCCGACAAGAUCCAACUCAUCAUGCACCUCCUGGAUCUGGUCGACUCGCUGAUCAUCGGUGGCGCCAUGGCCUUCGCAUUCAAGAAGACCAUUGAGAAUGUCAAGAUCGGCAACUCCCUUUUCGACGAGGAGUCCGCCAGCCUCUGCCAGCAGAUCAUUGAUCGCGCCAAGGAGCGCGGCGUCACCAUUCACCUCCCGGUGGACUAUGUGACCGCCGACCGCUUCGCCCCCGAUGCCACGGUCGGUCAUGCCACCGACGCCUCGGGCAUUCCCGAUGGCAUGAUGGGCCUGGACAUCGGCAGCGAGUCCGCGGAGAAUUUCGCCAAGGCCAUUCGCACUGCCAAGACUGUUGUCUGGAACGGCCCGGCUGGCGUCUUCGAGUUCGAUGCCUUUGCCAAGGGCUCCAGUGUGAUUGCCGACGCCGUGGUCGCGGCCACUGCCGACGGCGCCACCUCCAUUGUCUGCGGUGGUGAUACCAUCACCGCGGCCGCCAAGUUUGGCCUGACCGAGAAGUUCUCCCAUGUCUCCACCGGUGGUGGUGCCAGCCUCGAGCUCCUGAGUGGCAUCCAGCUCCCCGGUGUCGUGGCCCUCUCCAGCAAGAGCGACUAAUGGUCGAACAAUUGCCCGGCCGAGCGAUGGCCCGAGGCCUCCGCGGGACGAGGACCUCCUGUUGUGUGCUGUCUCUCCCCUUUCUUUUUUCUGCCAGGUGCAUUGGAAUAUACGCGUGCCAGCCUUAAGAGCAUCCUUGUCAGUGCUUGCGCCUCGUCUCCCCCCUCCUUCUGCCCCUCUGGGAGCACAUCGAUAUGCGGA
Fonticula alba is the source of this 1579-nucleotide messenger RNA. Its product is annotated as phosphoglycerate kinase. Gene Ontology annotation, biological process: gluconeogenesis; glycolytic process. The record is from RefSeq and is a predicted model, not a curated record. Gene Ontology annotation, cellular component: cytosol. Lineage: Eukaryota; Rotosphaerida; Fonticulaceae. The coding region runs from base 32 to 1378 and encodes 448 amino acids. The transcript has 8 exons. Gene Ontology annotation, molecular function: ADP binding; phosphoglycerate kinase activity; ATP binding.